Molecule: messenger RNA, 1083 nt
Organism: Amorphotheca resinae ATCC 22711
Lineage: Eukaryota; Fungi; Ascomycota; Leotiomycetes; Helotiales; Amorphothecaceae
Exons: 3
Coding region: 31-1083 (350 amino acids)
Source: RefSeq, a predicted model, not a curated record
GAUUUGAACAACACAGAACUGCAGCUCACCAUGUCUCAAACUACUCAGACUACUCAGGCUGAAACGGCUGAGCCCAUUACCAUACGACUGUCGAACGGCAAGACUUUGAACUUUGCCUCUAAUAUAUCCCAAGAGGCCGAUGAGAUUCCCAUUAUUGACGUUUCCGGGAUCUACAGUGACAAGUUCGAAGAUCGCCAGGCAGUGGCGGAGAAAAUCCGCGAGGCAUCUCACCGUAUUGGAUUCUUCUAUGUGAUCAACCAUGGAAUUGAUCCAAAACAUGCCGAAGUGGUCUUUGAACAGGCCAAGAGAUUCUUUUCACUGCCAGUAGAGAAGAAAAUGGAAGUUUAUACUGGGCUGGUACCUAAUGAGUUUGUUGGGUACCACCCAAUGGAGCACUACAGUAGAACUGCGGCCAAACAAAAGGAUCUUAGUGAAGCAUUCAACUGGGCGUACUCUGCUGCAGAAGACCCCGAGGCCAUAGACAAAGACGAACCAGGCAUCAGUAUCUGGCCCAGUGACUUGGAUGGCUUUCGAGAAGGGCUCUAUGGCUAUCACACUCCCCUUCUCCAAUUUGCUCGAAAGCUGACCCAAAUCUUCGCCCUCGCGCUCCACCUGCCCGAGAAUGCCUUCGACGAAUACACGAAGAAGCCCGAGGCGGGGAUGCGGAUCCUCCACUACCCGCCACAGGAGCACUCUGUCGAUGACCAGAACGGGAUAGGCGCGCACACCGACUUUGAGUGCUUCACCAUCGUCACUCAGGAUGACUCGGCCGGCCUUGAGGUUCUCAGCAAAUCGGGCACUUGGAUCAAAGCUAACCCAGUCCCGGGCUCCUUUGUCGUCAAUAUUGCAGAUUGCUUCAUGAGACAGACGAAUGACUUCUUUGUCUCAACAGUUCAUAGAGUUGUCAACAAGUCCGGCCGCGAGAGGUAUUCGGCACCUUUCUUCUGGGGCUUUGAUCGGAAGAUGUUGCUAGAGCCGGUGCCGACUUGUGUUUCCGAGACGAAUCCGGCUAAGUAUCCUGUCAUGACCGCUGGUGAAUACUAUAAAUUUCGGGCAAAUAAGGCCAAGGACGACGAGUUAUAA